AUGUCAGCGACUGUCGAGACCGUAACAAAAGAGGCCGCUCAAGAGGUUAACCAACUUGCAGACCAGGAUGUAGACACGGUCGACACCAAUGCACGUUACUUUGCAUAUGGUGCACGACUCAGGACAGCACUUAGGGCAUCCACCAGAUAUAUCGCAUAUACAUCAGAUAUUGGAGAAGCAUUUCGACCUGUUGUACCUCCUGCUGUAGUCACCGCCGCGUAUGGAGUCAGCUGGGCAUAUUUAGCUGGCGAUGUCGGAUACGAGACGUACAAGGCUAAGAGGCAAGGGCCAAGUGCUGUCGAGGCCGCCAAUUUUUCUGAACCAACUCGGUUGUCGAUUCUUGCGACCCAGCGAGCUGUUUUCCAGUCUGUUGCGUCCAUGGGAUUGCCGGCGAUCACUAUUCAUACCGUAGUCAAACAGGCAACCAAAGCAUUCGUUAAUGUCAAGAAUUUGCUCAAACUAGCAUGGGGACCAACUUUCACAGGGUUGGCUAUUGUUCCCUUUCUCCCGUAUAUGUAUGAUCAUCCGGUCGAGCACGCGACUGAGCGUAUUUUCGAUUGGGUUCGGGAACAAAUGAUCAAGGAGAAUGAACGCAAGGCAAAUAAGGAACUCUAA
Rhizoctonia solani is the source of this 615-nucleotide messenger RNA. RefSeq lists its product as uncharacterized. The transcript has 8 exons. The record is from RefSeq and is a predicted model, not a curated record. The coding region runs from base 1 to 615 and encodes 204 amino acids. Gene Ontology annotation, biological process: mitochondrial fission. Lineage: Eukaryota; Fungi; Basidiomycota; Agaricomycetes; Cantharellales; Ceratobasidiaceae. Gene Ontology annotation, cellular component: mitochondrion.